AUUGUGUACGGGAAGAGGUUGCUGAUUGGUCUGAAGAAAGCACCAUAACUACAAGCAGUUUAUAUUCAUUCACAGUGCUCAAGUGGUAAAACUAUUUUUUUUCCUUCAGUCGCUCUACUGGGACGCCGUCAGAAGAGUCACAGGGUGCGUAUCUGAAAAAAAUGGACAACAAAGUUGAGAUUUUAAUCUGCUGGUGAUAUAUUGUGUUUGGAUGAUUUGAUUUUCUCAAACUCACGAUGUGAAAAUGGCAUGCGGCGACAGCGAGGUGAAAACUUUAUUAAAUUUUGUGAACCUGGCAUCGAGUGAUAUCAAGGCGGCAUUGGACAAAUCGGCCCCGUGUAGGCGAUCGGUGGACCACAGGAAAUAUUUGCAGAAACAACUGAAACGCUUUUCUCAGAAGUGCUCCAGGAUCCCCAGAUGCCACACGUCCAGGUCAGCGGAAUCAAACACUGCCAGGGCUCUGGAGGACAAGUCUGGUGUGUACGCCUUGGAGAAUGCAAAUCGGAACAUCAAUUUGGGACACUUGAGUGAAAAGUUCGGGUCGGAUCUGGGACGUGAAGAGCCAAUCAACCCAGAACAAAAAUUAAAAAACGAAAGGGACCACGCUAGACAAGAUCAGGUGCCUAUGAGGAAACGACAACUACCUGCGUCCUUCUGGGAAGAACCGAGAUCGGCCAAUAGCUUGGAGAAGCACGAGCCUUUCCAUUCUGUCUGGAAGAAAAAACAGGUUAUCAGCGACGGUGGACUCUCGGCCCACAGACCCGAGGAUCAGAAGAGAAAGAAGCGGUCCGAGUUGCUAAAGCCACAUUCAGCACUUGCUAUCCAACAGAGCGUAACUGAGAAGGAGCCAGUGACUUUGGAGAUGGCUUCCUUAACCAGUAGGAUGAACCUGUGUGGCUGCUGUCCAUUUCAGUACCACGGACAACACGUUUACCAAAGCCAUAUAGUCUUGCCACAGUCAGGGUUUUCUGACGUUGGACUUUGGGGAAAAGCUUCGACGUCGCCGACAGAGGCACACAUCUUCUCAAAAGACCCAAUAAUUGGACAAAAGGGCCACGCACAUGUCGUUUUGAAGCCAAUCCCAACAAAACCGAGUGUUCCUUCGCCAAUUUUCAGUGUUUUUGGAUUUGUUUAAAUUAAAAAGAGGAGCACAUACGGUAGGCUCAGAAACACAUGUUGUAAAUGGUCAUUGGAGUAAAGCGUCUUGUGAAUAAUGUGUAGUAUCACUUAGUAAUGUUAAUAUUUUUUUCAAAAAGCACAAGUAAAAAUAAUUGAAAACACUAGUUCUAAAAAGGCUUAAAUACAACGAAUGGUUACAAGAAUAAGCACUUUUAACAUUUGUACAUGUUAAGGAAAAAGACAAAAAAUAAGCCCAAAGUGUAUUCACUGACUGUGCAUACUUUGCAUUUACGGGUGAGAAGCAUGUGAACUUUUAUUUUUUUAAAGCAUUUUACUAAUACUUUCUAAACCUCAUCACCAGUGUGACAAGUACUGACUGUAUUAAUAUUCUCUGAUCAGAUGCAUGAGUUACUGAUAACUUUUUCAAUAAUGCCCUCUGAAUCCCAUCAAACCCAUAAAGCAUAUAUACAAUCACUACCAAACAACCGGGAUUUCAAUUCAUAGUGUGGCCUUUGUGGCAGCAUGAAGGAAAACAACUGAGGAACUGUAUUGCAUUAGAUUUCAAUUCAAUUAUAAAAAUAAGGGCAGGGAAGUUCUGAUUUAGAAAUAAACUUACCAAAUACACUGAUAUAAAUAUAUAUUUCCUGAGUAUUCUAGAACCACAUGGUUCCUUCUGUCUUUGUCUCAACCCAUGCUAUAAAUUGCACAGCAGAGGGCUAUAUAGACGCUUCAAAUUCAGCUAUGUUAGUGAAUACCAUAUCUCAGAUGUGUAGUUAUGUGUGACUCUAUGCUUAUGUUGGUACUGACACAUGCAUCCCUUGUAGAAUGUUAAAUAUGUGCAUAUAUCAUUGAAGUAAUAGGACAUUUGAAUUAAACUAAUUAAUUCGCAAUGGAGGGAUUGCUUGGAAGAAAACGUCAUUGAGUAUCUAUAAAACAAUACUGCAUUCACUCAAGUUAUACAGCAACAUUUUUUUAAAUGUCCUAAUUGGUCUUGUAAUGUAAAUUCCUAAAGCAAUUUCAAUAAAUUAGAUAUGCUUUCUAAAUGAAAUGGACAGAAGCCAUUUAUUUUCAUUUUGUAUGAUCUUUUUGAAGCAAUGUUGAUCUCAUUUUCAAAGGUAAAGGUCUUGAAUUGCUUUCCAAAUGUAAUAGAAUGUGAUCCUGCAAUUGGUUAAACUUAAGUGACCUCAAUAGGAAAAAGAAAACAGUAGCUUAUUAUUAAGUGACAGGCAUUACCAAGAAACGAAACGUGUCUCUAAAAUAUGUGAUGCAGUGCAUGUUAUGGAAAAUGUACUUACACUUUAGAAUAAUGAUCACAUAUUCUUAUAAAAUUCCAGUGGAAUAGCUGUUAUUCCUACAGUAUUCCACUCAAAUUAAUUCUACAUUUGUGGAUUUGUUAUACAUAUAACUCUUGGAGAAAUGCUUAAUAACUACAAAACAUAAAACAGUCAGCUUAUGAAACUCAGUAGGAAGCCAUGUGCAUUUACUGCCACUGUUUUAAAGUGAUAAUCACAGUAUAUCAACCCAUUUGAAAGUAUUAGCAAGAAACAAGAGGAAUUAGAGGUGCUACCAUGAUAAAUAGUUGCUUACAAUAUAUAACGCUUGAGAUCCAUAUGAGAAUAACUGGUUCUGAACUGUAGAUAACAAAACAAUGAUCAUUGAGUUGAAACAGUUACCACGCUGUUUUAGUUCAAAUUUAACACACAUUUUCUUCAGUAAUCAAAGCAACUAAAGGAUCAUUAAAAUAAACCUACAUUCCAAAGAAAUGACAGUUACAAUAGUGUGGCCACUAGGGGGAGUCUGCUUGCAUGUCCAACCACAAAUUAAAGAGAAUGUGAUACAAAAACACACGCAGAAAAAUCUCACUUCAGAAAAUCAACCUUCAGCCUUGUGUCUUUUUAAAAGCAAUAUUUGCUGGAAUAGUUUGUAAGCACAGCAAAUAACGAUCUAAGCAGAAACAAAAAAGAUAAUUAUACAGAACAUACACUGUUGAAUUAUAAACAGGUAAGGGAUUUAAAGAGAUACUCUUGUUUUUUGUACACAUUUAAUGUUUAUUUUGGAGGCACAUCAGAAUAACAUUCUGAAAUGAGACACAGAGCUCACCCUGGGUCAUGUCUGAUCCCUUCCCACGCUAACAGACAGUGAUAGCCUGGUGUCUGUGAAAUACGUCCUGCCAUUUCCCAUCCAUUUCUGUUUAGGUCAAUUAUAAAUAUUUACUGUGUACACUGUGUAUAUCUGCUAAUAAGUAGUAUUUUGUUUCAAGCUAACCCUCUUCACAUUUCAAAGAGGAAGGAGGAAAUAGAGCAUUAACUCGCCAGGAGUUUGUUUGUUUUUCUACUAUUGUAACUUAUACCAGACACGGAGGUUGGAACCUUUGCACUUUCCUGAAAGCGUGCCGUGGGAUCUGUAGUGUUAGUUGCGUUCUGGUUCAGAGGGGAGAUUUCUGCUCUGUCUUUCACUAGACUUCAGAAGCUGCUCUAUGGUUGUAGUUGUCUGCCAUAGAUAUAUGUAACAUAGGCUAGCUAGAUCACCCAAAGUGUCUUAAAAGAAUCCAUCUAGGGACCUGCUAGUUUGGGUGAAGUUUUCUUUUGGUUUUGAUGCCAGUACACUGCUGCACACUAGGUGAGUAAUUGCAUGAAGUACUCAUAUGAAGGUACAGUAAGAGAACAGUAAGAAAACAUCAUUUGAAGCUACUUACUCUUUUAUUGACAGCCCUCUGUUCUUUUUUUCAUCAGUAUGAGGUUUGACACUGCUGGAGAGACCAAUGUAUUUAUUUAUUUAAUUCAUU
Molecule: messenger RNA, 3904 nt
Organism: Acipenser ruthenus (sterlet)
Lineage: Eukaryota; Metazoa; Chordata; Actinopteri; Acipenseriformes; Acipenseridae
Product: protein FAM181A-like
Exons: 2
Coding region: 245-1135 (296 amino acids)
Source: RefSeq, a predicted model, not a curated record